This is a messenger RNA of Malania oleifera, 6108 nucleotides long. RefSeq lists its product as uncharacterized. Gene Ontology annotation, cellular component: nucleus. The record is from RefSeq and is a predicted model, not a curated record. Bases 54 to 2876 code for a protein of 940 amino acids. Gene Ontology annotation, molecular function: hydrolase activity, acting on acid anhydrides, in phosphorus-containing anhydrides; ATP binding; DNA binding. The transcript has 9 exons. Gene Ontology annotation, biological process: nucleobase-containing compound metabolic process; establishment of sister chromatid cohesion. Lineage: Eukaryota; Viridiplantae; Streptophyta; Magnoliopsida; Santalales; Ximeniaceae.
ACCAUAUUUGCAGGAACAGAGAGCAUACGCCAGAGGCUGUUCAGAGCUCCUGGAUGGCAGCCAUGGCUACUCAAACCUCAACAAUCGAGGAACACGAUACCCAUGGUCAAAUUACAGAUGCCCACCUCAAAUUUCCAUCGUUUCCAUACACACCCUACGCCAUACAGAUCGAUUUCAUGAAUGCCCUCUAUCAAUCUCUCAACAGAGGCGGCAUCUCCAUGCUCGAAAGCCCCACUGGGACCGGUAAAACGCUAAGCAUCAUUUGCAGCGCUUUACAGUGGCUUGUUGAUCAAAAACAGCAAGGGAAGUCCGAGGCAAGGGAUAACUCUGAGCAGGGUCGAACAGCGGCGGGCUCGGAUGACGAGCCGGAUUGGUUGAGGAACUUCGUUGUAGAAAAGGGCAAUCAAGGUCAAGACAAGGGAGGGAAGAAGGUGAAGAAGACAAAAUCGGGGUUUGCAUAUGCGAAACGGGAUAAGAAAAGGGAUCCAGCGAAAUUUAGGGAUUUUUUCUCGUGUAGCGAAGACGAUGGUGAUUUUGACGGGUUGAGAGGGAGAGACAGGUCGAAGAAGAAGAGUGAUGUAGUCGAGAUGAAUGACGAUGACGAGUUUUUGCUUGAAGAUUAUGAGAGCGAAGAAGAAGGGGGUGCCUCUGGUGGCGUGAGAUCGAAGAGAAAGGGCGGUGUAGUUUGUGAUAGUUUGUUCAGUGAUGAUGAAGAUGAAGGAGAUAAGUUUGAUGAGGAGGAGGAAGAAGGGAGAUUGAAGGUUUAUUUUUGUAGCCGGACGCAUUCUCAGCUAUCCCAGUUCGUGAAGGAGUUGAGAAAGACAAAUUUUGCUACUGAGUUGACAAUGGUUUGUUUGGGGUCUAGAAAGAAUUUCUGCAUCAAUGAAGAGGUUUUGAAGCUUGGGAGCAGCACUCGUAUCAAUGAAAGGUGUUUGGAACUCCAAAAGAAUGAGAAAAAUGAAGUAUCAAAAAUAAAGAGUGUAGGUGCUGGGGGAAGAAUACGCCGGACUAAUGCUUCCUCUGGGUGCCCAAUGCUAAGGAAGCAUAAACAACAAAAGGAGUUCAGGAGCGAGAUCAAUCAACAGGGUGUGUUGGAUAUAGAAGAUCUUGUUCGACUUGGAAGGAGGAUGGGGGCUUGCCCCUAUUAUGGCUCCCGAAGCAUGGUUUCUGCAGCUGAUCUUAUCAUUCUUCCCUAUCAAUCUCUUCUAUCAAAAUCAUCUCGUGAAUCACUUGGUCUGAAUUUGAAGAAUAGUAUUAUUAUAAUAGACGAGGCUCACAAUCUAGCCGACUCCCUCAUUAGCAUCUAUGAUGCAAAAAUUACUUUGUCACAGUUGGAGCAAGUACAUUCUCACAUUGAAGGGUACUUUGGGCGAUUUCGCAAUCUUUUGGGACCUGGAAAUCGAAGAUACAUCCAAACUCUGAUAGUUCUGACUCAGGCUUUUCUUCAUUUUCUACAUAAUAAUGAGCAUGGGGGUAAUGUUGAUUCUUGCCGUGACACUGAGAAAGUUACUGGAGCAGAAGGUGCUUUUGAUUCUUCCAUGGCAAUUAAUGAUUUUUUAUUCUCCCUCAAUAUUGACAACAUCAACUUGCUCAAACUGUUAAAAUAUAUAAAGGAAAGCAAUAUUACACACAAGGUCAGUGGGUAUGGGGAUAAAAUGACAAGUUUCCAAAGAAGUUUGACAGUUGACGGUUGUGGGGAAAGCAAUGAAGAGGAAAGUGUUUUAUCCAGUUUUCGGGCAUUGAUUGAUAUGUUGAUAUCACUGACAAAUAAUGAUGGUGAUGGGAGGAUAAUGAUCUCAAGGGCAAGACGAACAAGCUCUGGGCAACACGUAGGAUACCUAAAAUAUGUUAUGCUGUCUGGAGAAAAGAUGUUUUCUGAGAUAGCGGAUCAAGCACAUGCUAUCAUACUGGCAGGGGGGACUCUCCAGCCUGUAGAUGAGACACGAGAACGACUCUUCCCCUGGUUACCACUGGAUCAGUUGUACCUCUUUUCCUGCAAUCAUAUUGUCCCUUCUGAGAGUAUUUUGCCCCUUGCUGUUUCCCAUGGACCAUCUGGCCUGUCUUUUGAUUUUAGCUACAGCUCUAGAGCCUCAUCCAAUAUGAUAGAGGAGCUGGGGCUUUUGAUCUGCAAUUUAGUGACAGUGGUUCCUGAAGGAAUUGUUGUUUUUUUCUCCUCAUUUGAUUAUGAAGGACAAGUCUACAAUGCCUGGAAAGCUUCAGGAGUGCUUGGGAGGAUUAUGAAAAGAAAACGGGUAUUCAGAGAACCUAGAAGAAGCACAGAUGUUGAAAUUGUUCUCAAGGACUACAAGGAAACAAUUGAUUCAUUGGCUGGAGUGGAUCCAAAAGAUCUGGCACACUUUAAUGGUGCAAUACUCCUAGCUGUAGUUGGUGGAAAGAUAUCAGAGGGUAUCAACUUCAGUGAUGGGAUGGGUAGGUGUAUAGUCAUGGUUGGAUUGCCGUACCCAAGUCCGUCUGACCUUGAGUUAAUGGAAAGGGUGAAAUACAUUGAAUGGCAGGGAGAUACAACCAAAAGACAGCCUCCAGCAGGCAAUGAAUGUGGCAAUAAAGAUGUUCAAGGUGGGUUUGACAUCCUAAGAAGUUGCAAGCGCAGAGGAAAAGAGUACUAUGAGAAUCUUUGCAUGAAAGCUGUAAAUCAGUCUAUUGGAAGAGCAAUUCGGCAUGUAAAUGAUUAUGCAGCAGUUUUGUUGGUUGACUCACGGUAUGCAUCUGAUCCCUUGAAGAGAAGCUUUUCUCAACCAACUAGCAAGCUUCCUCAGUGGAUUAAAAGUCGUCUUUCUAUUGCUGAUAACUAUGGGAAAGUUCAUAGGAUGCUGCAUCGAUUUUUCAAGUUCAAUAGAAAUGGAGGGUGUCCUUAGGUGUCAUACCUCUCAAUCUGCUAAAGCCAAGUAUUGAAUGACCACAUUAUAUACAAAUAAGCAGCAACUUUUUGUGCUUUCUUUCAUUGGAUGCCUAUCUAAGAAACCGAGUGGCUGUUAUGGGGAUGUAGCAGGGGCACAAUUGAAGGGCAGCUGGUAAAAGCAGCCUGAUGUAGAUAUAAAGUUAAACUGUACAGUUACUAAAGAAAAACAGAAUUUACUGUACUAUCAUUUGAAGAGUUAAAUAUUAUUGGGAUUGCAUUUAGUUACAUCUAUGCAUUUACUAUUCUCUCCAGAGCCCAAAUAUAAGAUUUGAAAGGUUUAUUUGUGCAUGCAACAUCGAUGUAUGCUCUGUUUCUGUCAAUUGAGUUAGUAUGCGAGUAGUGUGAAUUUAAUAUGGAUUUCCAUUGAUGCAAAAUUUGGGAUAACUUAUGAUAAGUACUUUUUCAAAAUAUAUAUAUAUUUGUAAAAGUAAUUUAGAAUAACUUAUUAUUAUUAUUUUUAUUUUUAUUUUUGGUAUGCAUAUGUAUAUUGUACAUGUCAAUAUUUGAAGAAGUUAGGCAACAUUUAGCACCAACAUUAUUUAAUCAUUUACUCCAGUGCAUAUUACAGAGAUUGUCGAAUGAUCAAUUAUUCUUUGAAAUGUGAUGCCUGGAUUUUAUGGUCCUCCUACUCCUACUAUUAUUUUUGUUUAACUGACUGUUGCUAGUGUCAUUGUUAUUCAAAUCCUUGCUCUAACUUGGGCGAAAAAUAUAUCUUAGGAACAAAGAACUAAUUAAAAAUAAAUCAAAACCACUAUGUAAAUGUGAUUUUUGUGGCUUUUUCAUAACUAACAAAAACGUACUUUGUUUCUUUUAGGACGUCGUGGUUAUGAUUCUUACAUGAUUGGUAAGAUGGAAUUUAUUCACGAGCAGAUAAGAUUCUUCUUUUCCUAGUAAAAUGGUUGGGCACUGACAUCAAUGUUUGUAUAUCAGGAGUCUUGAAUAUGGGUUGGUACGGAUAGCAUAGUCAUGAUCGAUCAUAUUGGGUGCAGAACCAUACAUAAACCCAAAUGAUUCACCAAUUAGACCUUUUGUUUUGUUUUGUCUUGUCCUGUCUUGAUUUUUUCCUGUUGAAUUGUUCUUAUGAUUGAGAUUUUGCAGAUAAAAGUAGCAAGUCUGGCGGUUUAGCUCUCUAACAAAGCAAAAGAGCAGAUGCUGUUUGUCUCUAAACUGGAACAAAUUUUGAUUUCUAAAGCUAAGGGCAUACUUGUAUUAUUGAUAGGGAGGGGUCCGUCUGUAAACCGACUGGCUACCUCCGGAACACCUAGUUUUCACUUAAAUACAUGUUUGAUCCCAUGAGAAAAUCGAACUUACGGCAUCCAAUUUGAUGGCUCGACCCACAACUUGCCCUUGCCACUGGGCUACCUUUGAGGGGCAAAGGCAGGUCCAAAAUUAAGUCACAAAGGAAGGAAGCCACUCACUUGAGGGGUUGAUGGUGGGAUUUCAACUGGGCAACCGUGAGAAAUUGACUUCUCAGUGCCACAAUAGAGGUGCCCCUUAUCCCUUUUUCACAAGUAGCAUAGUUCUGGCACCAAACAAUUGAAAGAUAGGGGUCCAUACAGCUCUUUGUUAUAAAUGCAUUGAAGAUCAACUUGAUAUCAACUGCCCUAAAAAAGAGAAAGCAUGAUAAAGAGAGAUUGUAUUUGCAAACAAAAGCAGUUUUGUUUUGACUGCUGAAUCAUAGGAACAAUGGUAAUAUAAUUCAAAAUAAAUUUUAGUAUUAUGAUUUCAGUUAGUCCCAGAUAAAUAAAAUUGAAAGAUAAUCACGUGGGCCCUCUGGUUUAUUAGUUGGGACUUGGGACCCAUGGUUGAAAAGGCUAACUACAACUAAACUGGUACCUUUAGCUUUUCAUCUUAAUCAAUGCCACUCCACUUUUAACAACGGGCAGUCAAAAAAAAGAAAGUAUUCACGGUCAUUGGAUUCCCUGCUCUCUGUAUGUAUUCAUAGAACAUUUUGCAAACAGGAUGUCUUUGUGUUACUACUCGACUGCCGUUGGAUUGGAAUACUGUCACUUUGUAAAUUGUGAUUACGUGAGCUUUUAAUCAUAUGGUCUGUUGUUUUCAUUCUAGAAGCCUUUUGCAAGUGGAAAGAGACCCAGCUAAGACAAUGCAGGUGUAUAUGAACAAAAAAAGAGAGAAGUGAAGGCCAAAGCAUGAGAUGAUUUCCUCUGAGUUCCCGUUGCCUUUGUUAUUGGGUAACCUCGAGAGAUUUCAACUGUCUCCAUCUGUCUCAUCUGUAUAUUAGAAGCAGCAUUGCAGACGAAAAGAAGCCAAGAAGAUUUGAGCUAUUUCUGUUGUGUAGAGAUAUCAAGCAAGAGGGAGAGAGAGAGAGAGAGCGCUUGCUGAAAAACCAUAGAGCCACAAAUGUUGCUCCGAAAAACUAUUUGCAAAACCAGAAAUUUCCUGCACAAAACCCUCAAAAACCUCGAGUCUCUUAUCAUUGGAGAGUACCAAAAGUUGCCAAAGACCCCUCCCUUCAACCCAUUCUCUUGCAGCAGGAGUAGCAGCCUGAAAAUUCAUCAGUUGGAUCAUGUCUAUGCAGACGUCUCAAGCCAAGGGGAGUCUGAUCAAGAUAUUGCAAGGACGAGAAAGAAGAAGAAGAAGAGGAUAAUGUCAUCAGAUGAGCCAAUGAAGGACGAAGAUUCUUGUAAUGAAAGCCACAUGAAAUCUGGGAAGCAGCCACUUGUGCAGAACAAGCAAAAGGAGAAAGGAGACAAAAAGAAAAGCAAAGGAAUAAGCACCAAGGAAGGAAAAAGGGGAGAGCCAAGUUGUAAGAAUGCAAAUGGAGGAGCAUAUGUCUUAGCACAGAAGAUGAAGGAACUGGAGAAGAUGGAUGGGGGUGAUCUGAAUCAUGGGUUGGACAUAGAAGAGGUGCUCCACUACUAUUCUCUACUUAAAAGUCCAGUCUACCUCGAUAUUGUUGACAACUUUUUCACGGACAUGUACUCAGAUUUCUUCCAUCCACGGACAUCUGGCAGCACUAGGCAUUCACAGCGAAAACUAGGUCCGGUGAAGUUGUAGGUGCAAUAGCCACCGCUCUUCCUUGUGAAUAUGGAAUGUUGUUGGUCUGUGUGUGUUUUUGUUUCUUUUCUUUUCAAUCUUUGUGUGUGUGAGCAUGCAUGUGCUUGUGUGCACAUGGACAAUGUUAUCGUGCAAAUAUGGCUUUGCUUUCAACUUCUUACAUCACUUGA